Anopheles moucheti is the source of this 611-nucleotide messenger RNA. Its product is annotated as putative oligosaccharyltransferase complex subunit CG9662. The record is from RefSeq and is a predicted model, not a curated record. NCBI's taxonomy places the organism in Eukaryota, Metazoa, Arthropoda, Insecta, Diptera, Culicidae. Bases 59 to 508 code for a protein of 149 amino acids. The transcript is spliced from 2 exons. Gene Ontology annotation, cellular component: oligosaccharyltransferase complex.
UUGCCGUAUCAACAACUCAGCAGUGUGAUUGCAGACGGGAGAUAGUUUUCAAUAAAUAAUGGAAGCUCUUUACAGUUUGCCGUUCUUGCUUUUCGAGGUGCCGAACUUAAAGCUGAAGCGGCCCUCCUGGUUCCAGCAGCCCUCAGCAAUGACGGUGUUUUCAUUUGUAUUGCUUUCGUACUUUCUGGUCACGGGAGGCAUAAUUUAUGAUGUGAUCGUUGAACCACCAAGUGUAGGAUCGACGACGGAUGAGCAUGGACAUUCGCGACCGGUAGCGUUUAUGCCGUACCGGGUGAACGGUCAGUAUAUCAUGGAAGGACUUGCAAGUAGCUUCCUGUUCACGAUCGGCGGUCUCGGAUUCAUCAUAAUGGAUCAAACGCACACACCCGGCAAGCCGAAACUGAACAAAAUUCUACUCAUUGCCAUGGGCUUCAUCUUUAUCGUGGUGUCGUUUAUUACAACGUGGAUUUUCAUGCGAAUGAAGCUACCAGGCUACCUUCAGCCUUAGGGGCCUCACAGGUGGCUCCGACUCAUAGGCAUGUAAGGAAUCUUCUAUUCAAAACAAUACAAAUACAAUUUUAUUAUGAAAUUGUGCGUUUGCAUAUACUUAA